Bradysia coprophila is the source of this 1489-nucleotide messenger RNA. RefSeq names its product Multiple inositol polyphosphate phosphatase 2 (gene Mipp2). NCBI's taxonomy places the organism in Eukaryota, Metazoa, Arthropoda, Insecta, Diptera, Sciaridae. The record is from RefSeq and is a predicted model, not a curated record. Gene Ontology annotation, molecular function: inositol phosphate phosphatase activity; acid phosphatase activity.
AACAUAACUGCUGUCUUCUGUCUAAUAAAUAUGUCAGUUGUAACCAGGAAAAAAUAAAAACAAAAAAAUGUUCAGACUGCUCAUAAUAUCUACGGUCUUAGUUUUGUGUAAAUGCAACGAAUCCAAUGCUCCACAAUGUUUUGAUAGCACAAAGGAGAAUCUUAAAUUACAUUUGGGCACAAAAACUCCGUACCGAUUUAUUUUCAAUCGAAAUGACACUGCCGUAACUUACCAAGGCUGCCAACCACGCAGAAUAUGGUCAGUCAUCCGACACGGAACGCGAAAUCCCAAACGUAAAGUAAUCUACGCUAUCAAUGUGCACUUAGCAAACGUUCGGAAUCAUAUUAUUGACCAAAGAAAUCCGAAAUUGUGUCCUCAUGACCUGGAACGACUACGCAAUUGGCGAUCGCAAGUAAAUGUGGACGAAGAGAAGCAUUUAACAUAUGAAGGAAGCGAUGAACUGCUUCAACUGGCCGAACGCAUUCAGAAUCGUUUCCCGUCUUUGCUACCCGAACAGUACGACCAACAGUUGUAUAAAUUUAAAUUCACAGACUCGCAGCGAACGCUAAAAAGUUUCGAAAGCUUUGCGUCGGGACUGUUCGGCAGGAACAAUUUAAGUAAAGUUGUUCAUCUUCCUCCAACGGCUAAAGAUCCGAUUCUGCGAUUUUACAAACGAUGUUCUAAGUGGACGACAGAUGUCGAUGACAAUCCAGAUGCUUCAUACGAACCGAAGCAAUGGUUAGAAAGCGAGGAGAUGAAUAGAUUGCUGAGAGAUUUAAGAGAGAAACUGGAUUUUGAUGCCUUGAGCAUAGACGAUGUAAUCUUGAUGUACACGACAUGCACAUUCGAAACGGCUUGGUACAAAUUUGACUAUUCGCCGUGGUGUUCCAUCUUUAACGAAGAUCAACUCAAAAUUAUUGAAUUUUACUAUGACCUGAAACAUUACUGGAAGGAUGGUUAUGGUUUCGGUAUAAAUCAUCAGCAAGCAUGUCCGGCCCUGAAUGAUAUGCUGCAUCAUUUGGAAUUGAACUCAUCUAAACCGAAUUCAACAUUCUAUUUUACCCAUUCCGGUACCAUGCUAAAGCUGCUGGCACACUUGGGCCUAUACAAGGACGACUUUAGUUUAACUCAUAAAGAUUUUAAUAAAAAUCGGAAAUGGCAUCUGGAAACUAUCGACGCCUUUGCAUCGAAUUUAGUCUUCAUUUCCUUCGAAUGUGCCACGGAACCAUACGUCUUGGCUAUGCACCAAGAGAAGGUCAUUCAUAUACCAGGUUGUCCAACUGAUAAAGAUCUUUGUAGUCUAGCUACAAUUAAGGGAACAUUCGAAUGGUCUCUGAAUUGGUGUAAUUUUGACGAAUUUUGCGAGAAUCCAAAGAUUAACACUGCAUAGUCAGUGGAUUUUAUUGUUUAAAAAUUUUAUUGUUUUUGUUUUCGUAUUUUAUAUUGAGAAUACAACAAAUUAUAUGUCCCUAUUUUAUACAUAAAGGCA